AUGGCUGAGUUGAAUUUGGGGAAGGGGCUGACUGCAGGGAAAGUGGCCAGCAACGUUCAGAAAAAGCUAACGAGAGCCCAAGAGAAGGUUCUUCAGAAGCUUGGCAAAGCCGACGAGACCAAAGAUGUUGCUUUUGAAGAGGGAGUGAUCAACUUCAACAAACAAUAUACUGAAGGCAGCAAACUGCAAAGGGACCUAAGGGCAUACCUGGAGGCAGUUAAAGCCAUGCACGAGUCCUCCAGGAACGUGCAGGCGUGUUUGGCUGACAUGUAUGAGCCGGACUGGUACGGCAAGAACGAAGUGGAUUCCAUCGUGGAGGAUUGUGAUGUGCUGUGGACUGACUACCACCAGAAGUUGGUUGAUCAUGCUCUCAUCUCCAUGGAUACUUACCUGGGCCAGUUUCCUGAUAUCAAGGCACGUAUAGCUAAGAGGGACAGGAAGCUGGUCGAUUACGACAGCGCCAGGCACAACUAUGCCACCACACACAAGGCCAAGAAAAAGGAUGGGGGCAUUAAAAUUACCAAGCCUUCCUCCUUGUUGGAGAGGGCCACUCCAGGCUGGGCUCAGGGUAUCUUGUCUGCCCACAAUGUUGCCCAGAGCAGUCUGUCCAGGAGCCAGGCUGAGGAAGAGUUAGAAAGAGCCCAGAAGGUGUUUGAGGAGAUUAAUAUUGACUUGCAAGAGGAGUUACCUUCACUCUGGAACAGUCGUGUUGGGUUUUACGUCAGCACCUUCCAGAGUUUGGCUGGUUUUGAGGAGAAGUUCCACAAGGAAAUAAGCCGGUUGGAUCAGGAUUUGUAUAACGUCUUGGAGAAACUGGAGGGAACAGAUACAAGAAAGACAGGUAAAAGCGACGCCUCAUCAUCAGGAACAAAUAGGAGUGGAAAAGAAGCAUCUAACCACAGUCUCAGGCCAGGAGGACCACCACCAAUCCCCAAAUCUCCAUCCAAGCUAAAGCCAGCAGUGCCUCCCCCACCCAAGGUGACCCCGUCUAAGGAGCUGAAGACAGAGAACAUCAUCAACCUGUUUGAUGCUGCAGCUGCUCCUGAUAUCAGCGUCACUUCUCCAACAGAGCCUGCAAACUGGGACUCAUGGCCUGAGGACAGUGGUGCCCAGGAAGAGGACACCCAUGUGCACUAUGACCCAGUGACUGCAGCUGCAGAUGCCUGGGGGGAUGACGGUUCGCAGCCUGUCCGCUAUGACCCCAUAGCAGCCGCCACCGAGGGCUGGGGGGAUGACGGAACCAAACCAGUUCGCUAUGACUCUGUGGCUUCGGCUGAGGAGGGAGGGGGGGUUGAUGAGAGCCAGCGGGUUCGGUCCGACCCCAUGGCCGAAGCCCAGGAGGCCUGGGAUGAUGAUGGCAGCCAGCCGGUCACAGAGGUACCUGCCACGGAGGAUGAAACACCUGCAGCUGAGGCUCCGGCUGAGGCCGCUGAGGAAGAAGCUGCGCAAGCUUCCGCUGCGUUGGAUGAUGAAGAGGGUCAGGGUGAGUCUGCAGCAGCUGCUGCAGCAACAGUGGAAGAAGAAGCGACUGAGAAGACACCUGUAGCUGCAGAAGCACCAGAACCAACAGAAGAAGCAUCAGAGCCUGCAGAAAUGCCACCUGGCUUCCUGUUCAAGGUCCAAGUGAUGCAUGACUAUGCCGCCAACGACACAGAUGAGCUGGAGAUGAAGGCUGGCGACGUGGUGCUAGUAAUCCCCUUUGACAACCCUGAAGAACAGGAUGAUGGCUGGCUGAUGGGAAUGAAGCAGGACGACUGGCAGCAGAACAAAGAAAAUGCCGCUAAAGGGGUAUUUCCUGAAAACUUCACCCAAAGGCUGUGA
Chelmon rostratus (copperband butterflyfish) is the source of this 1821-nucleotide messenger RNA. It is a transcript of the gene bin1a, whose product is annotated as myc box-dependent-interacting protein 1. Gene Ontology annotation, molecular function: tau protein binding; phospholipid binding. NCBI's taxonomy places the organism in Eukaryota, Metazoa, Chordata, Actinopteri, Chaetodontiformes, Chaetodontidae. The transcript has 19 exons. Gene Ontology annotation, cellular component: plasma membrane; synaptic vesicle; cytoplasm. The coding region runs from base 1 to 1821 and encodes 606 amino acids. The record is from RefSeq and is a predicted model, not a curated record.